Messenger RNA from Brassica napus (rape), 3067 nucleotides. RefSeq lists its product as uncharacterized. The coding region runs from base 324 to 2918 and encodes 864 amino acids. The transcript has a single exon. The record is from RefSeq and is a predicted model, not a curated record. NCBI's taxonomy places the organism in Eukaryota, Viridiplantae, Streptophyta, Magnoliopsida, Brassicales, Brassicaceae.
GCGUCGAUUGAUUGAUUAAAAAAAAAGUGAUACCUGGAAUUGAGAACAGCAAGUAACAGCAAAGAUUAAGCAUUUGAUUGAUAUUAAAAAGUCAAAAUAACAUUUUGGGAUUGUCUUCUGAGCCUCUUUUGUUUCCCUUCCAUCAAUUAGAGCUCUCUGUUUCUGGAUCUGUGCUUCACUCUUUCUCGUUUUUCUCUGGUUUUGACUUUUUUUUUCAGAUCGAAGCCAAUCAAGUUGCGAUUUUGACUUGUGGGUUGUGUUUCUCAUCAUCCCAGGUUCCUAAAUCACUGAGCUUUUUCGGUUUCCAUCUGAUUAGGGAUUUGAUGCAUAUCUCACUUUGGAAGCCAAUCUACCACUGCGCCGCUGCUGCUCUAGCUCUCGACAAGAAGAGCAGCAGAGAUGUCUCCGAGUCCACCAAAGCCCGAAAGCUCCACGAAUCCAAGCUCAGGGAAGCUCUCGAAUCCGCGUCAGAAGACGGCUUACUCGUCAAAUCUCAAGCCAUCGAAGAGGAGCAAGACGACGACAACGAGCCUCAAGAUCAAACCCUUGGACGGUCCAGAUCCCUCGCUAGGCUCAACGCUCAACGCGACUUCUUGCGCGCCACUUCCAUCGCAGCUCAACGAGCAUUCGAAUCAUCAGAGGCUUUGCCUGAGCUAGAAGAAGCGUUGAACACGUUUCUAACAAUGUAUCCAAAGUAUCAGUCUUCGGAGAAAGUGGAUCAGUUGAGAAACGAUGAGUACUUCCACUUAUCGUUACCAAAGGUAUGUCUUGACUACUGCGGAUUCGGGCUCUUCUCGUAUCUUCAGACGGUUCAUUACUGGGACACUUGCACUUUUAGUUUGUCGGAGAUUAGUGCGAAUUUGAGCAACUAUGCUUUACACGGCGGCGGUGAGAGAGGGUCCAUUGAGCAUGAUAUAAAGGUUAGGAUCAUGGACUACUUGAACAUCCCUGAGAAUGAGUAUGGUCUUGUCUUCACCGUUAGUAGAGGCUCUGCUUUCAAGCUGCUUGCUGAGUCUUACCCCUUUCAGACCAACAAGAAGCUUCUGACUAUGUUCGAUCACGAGAGCCAGUCGGUUAGUUUGAUGGGUCAGUGUGCUAAGGAGAAAGGCGCUAAAGUCGGUAGCGCGUGGUUCAAAUGGCCUACGCUUAGGCUGUGUUCGAUGGAUCUCAAGAAGGAGAUUUUGAGUAAGAAGAAGAGGAAGAAGGAUUCAGCUACCGGUUUGUUUGUGUUUCCGGUUCAGUCGAGGGUCACAGGGUCCAAGUAUUCUUACCAGUGGAUGGCGCUGGCUCAGCAGAACAACUGGCAUGUCUUGCUUGACGCUGGUGCUUUGGGUCCUAAAGACAUGGACUCUCUUGGCUUGUCUUUGUUCCGCCCUGAUUUUAUCAUCACUUCGUUUUACCGUGUGUUUGGGUUUGAUCCGACUGGGUUUGGUUGUCUGUUGAUUAAGAAGUCUGUGAUUAGCUGCUUGCAGAGUCAGUCUGGGAAGACCGGUUCAGGUAUUGUGAAGAUAACACCUGAGUAUCCUCUCUAUCUGAAUGACUCCAUGGAUGGCUUCGCCGGGUUUGAAGAUAAUGAUAUCGCCGUUAACGGGGAUAAUAAAGGCUUGGGUACUCAUCAACUACCAGCGUUCUCUGGUGCUUAUACUUCUGCUCAAGUGCAGGAUGUGUUUGAGACAGAUAUGGACCAUCAAGAGAUUGGUUCGGAUAAAGAUGGAACAAGCAACACUGUGUUUGAGGAAGCUGAGAGUGUCUCAGUGGGUGAAUUGAUAAAGAGUCCGGUUUUCAGCGAAGAUGAGUCAACGGAUAGCCAGCUCUGGAUUGAUUUGGGUAAAAGUCCGGCUGAUUCUGAUAACAAGCAGAAGAGUCCAUUGCUUGUGGUUCCUCAAAACCACAAACGAAGGAUCUCUGCGCCUAAACCAGAUUCAAAGGGCAGUAACGGUGGGAGCAAUGUUCUCUCGUUUGAUGCUGCUGUUUUGUCAGUAUCACAUGAAGUGGGUCAAGCAUCAGCCACGGGGGAAGAAAGAACUGAGAUAGACACAAGUCCUCGGUUGAGAGUUACUGAGAUAGAAGAAGAAGAAGAUGGAGGGAGCAGUAAGCUAAAAUCUGAAGCAAAUGGAAAUGGUUCAACCUCUGGAAUCAAAGAGAGUGCAAUAAGAAGAGAAACCGAAGGUGAAUUUAGAUUGUUGGGAAGAAGGGAGAAGAGUCAGUACAGUGGUGGUGGGAGACUUCUUGUGAAUGAAGGUGAACAUCCCAGUAAACGAAGAGUAUCGUUCAGAUCAUUAGAUCAUGGUGGAGAAGCAUCGGUGAUCAGUCUUGGGGAUGAAGAAGAUGGAGCAGAAUGGGAUGAUGAUGAGCAGAGAGAACCAGAGAUUGUUUGCCGCCAUAUUGAUCAUGUGAACAUGUUAGGUCUCAACAAAACCACCUCGAGGCUCAGGUACCUCAUUAACUGGCUUGUGACCUCUCUGCUCCAACUAAGGCUGCCUAGCUCAGAUGCAACAGGUGGAGAGCACAAGAAUCUUGUCCAAAUCUAUGGUCCAAAGAUCAAAUACGAGCGUGGAUCUUCGGUGGCGUUUAAUGUUAGAGACUUGAAAAAUGGAAUGGUGCAUCCUGAGAUAGUGCAGAAACUAGCUGAAAGAGAAGGGGUAUCUCUAGGCAUUGGUUUCCUCAGUCACAUCAAGAUCAUUGACAGUAGUAAUCGAAGGGAAGAUUCAAGUUCUUGGAAACAGGUGGAUCCACAUGGAAAAAGCAACGAGUUCAUAAGAGUUGAGGUUGUCACAGCUUCCCUUGGGUUCUUAACAAACUUUGAAGAUGUUUACAGAUUAUGGAACUUCGUGGCAAAGUUCUUGAGUCCAGGUUUUGCUAAACAGGGGACACUCCCAACAGUUAUUGAAGAAGAAGGUGAUUCUUCAGACACUUAAAAAGAACACGCGAGGAAAUUGAUACUUUCUUUUUACACUUCCUUUAUUUGUACUUGAACAGUCUCUCAUGUAGUGUGUUGUUAAUGUUCAUUCAUUCUCUGUCGUUGUGUUGUACAAUUCAUUGAUUCUUGGAAGUUUUAGAACCAGAA